Nematostella vectensis (starlet sea anemone) is the source of this 2120-nucleotide messenger RNA. RefSeq names its product leucine-rich repeat-containing protein 58. Bases 156 to 1232 code for a protein of 358 amino acids. Gene Ontology annotation, molecular function: protein binding. The record is from RefSeq and is a predicted model, not a curated record. NCBI's taxonomy places the organism in Eukaryota, Metazoa, Cnidaria, Anthozoa, Actiniaria, Edwardsiidae. The transcript has 2 exons.
GAACUUUGCACUAAAAUGACUCAACCGAGGCCAACCAAGGCGAGAAGACAACAACAUCCCCCAUGUAGUCGCUACAAACAGUAAUUAUAUCAAGUUUAGCUUUACUAUAGAGAGCCCGGACAUUUCUUGAAGAAGAUCGAAAUCCCAUAGAAGACAUGGACGAUCAAAGGCAUCGAGAAAACACAGAGAUCGAGCGCGUGGAACUCAAUUUAUCACACCGACAUUUGGAAGCACUACCCGACAAUGGCCACGUUUUCAGCUUCAACCCACUGAAAGUCACCAGUCUUAUUUUACAAGGGAACAUAAUCUCUGUUCUUCCAGAUUCCAUAUCGAACUUUAAGAACCUGGUUCAUUUAGAUGUGUCUUCAAAUGGUCUAGCUUAUAUAUCAGCGCGGAUUUCAGAGCUGGAUAAACUACUGACUUUCAUCGGUAGAAAUAAUAAUCUUGAUGAGUUACCUAAAGAAUUUGGAAGCCUAGCGAAGCUUGAGAAAUUGAAUCUUAGUGGUAAUAGAUUGGAGUCGUUCGGACCAUCGAUUUUUCGGCUGACUCAACUGAAAGUCCUUCUGUUGGGUGGAAAUAAGAUCAACAAUGUACCGCCUCAAAUCUACAAAAUGAAAAGAUUAGAAAUUCUGUAUCUUGGAGGUAAUAGCCUUCUACGCAUCCCACCUGAAGUAGGCCAACUUCGCACCCUCCGAGCCCUGUAUUUAUGUGAUAACAAGCUUGAGAGCAUCCCCUCAACCCUGACGAAGCUCUCACGGCUACGGUCACUAAGUCUGCACAACAACCGUCUGACAACCUUACCUGUUGAGAUAGUCAAGCUUAAGAAUCUAGAAGAGCUAAGCCUUAGGGACAACCCUCUAGUCGUCCGAUUUGUCCGAGAUAUGGCUUUUAAGCCUCCCUCUCUGUUAGAACUGAGUGGUCGCUGCAUCAAGAACAACAGUGUCCGAUACUCAAAGGAGGAUCUACCACCACAGUUGUUAAGCUACCUGAAUAGUGCCAGAAGAUGUGUAAACCCGUGUUGCAAGGGUGUGUAUUUUGAUGCACGUGUCCGUAAUGUGAGGUUUGUUGAUUUCUGUGGUAAGUACAGGCUGCCGCUUGAACAGUACUUGUGCUCACCCCAUGAGAACUAUCGACCAGAUGAUGGUAGCUUGUCAUGCGGAUUUACAACCAGUAGCGAUGAAGAGGAGAAUGUUGUUCCUGAAGAUAAGAUGAAGAAAGUCCUCUUGGGGUGAUGGAGACCAACAGGCAGAAUUUGUAGAAAAGAGAAAUGGCUGAUCCAAAUUUUUGGUUGGGGUAGAUGGCAGAUAAUUAAAAAUAUAUAUUUUUUAAUGAGGAUAUGAGAUUGGGGAGAAAUAGGUUUUGAAUUACUUCAUGUAUGUUUUCUGUCUUCUAGAUAUGAAUUUAGGUCACAUAGAUAUUUGAUAAUGUAUUUCUGCAGUAGCGUAUAUGUAACAAAAUAGAAUUACCCCCUCCCCACUUUGUCACUAAGCCAAACCCCCCCUCUAGCAUAAAGCUAGAUCUGCCCGUGUUCUAUAUAUAGAAUGUAAUAUAGCUUUUUGUAAAAGUUUCCUGGUAAAAUACUUGGGAUCUUUUCAAGAUGUUGCUGAGCAAGGAAUAUGAAAACUGGAAAAAGAAUGAAGUUCCAUCUGUUUGAAUGGUGAAGUUACACUGAUAAUUGUGACAGAAUAUUUACAUAGGAAAUUCGAAAAAAAAGCUGCAUAAAGAAAUUUUAUUAUACAUUAAUUUAGAAAAAAAAACUUACAAUCAAGCUACUUUGAUGUGUUCAUAUCAAUUUAUGUUAUUGAUAAGAUAAAGUGUAUUACUUAACAGAGUGGUUUCCAAAAUCCCGUGCACCAAAAUGUAAUUGUUAAAGUGUAAUAGUCAAGCAAUAACAAAAGAAAGACAUUACAGUGUAUUAGUACUAAAUAAACUCGAUAAUAUUUCACAGGUUUUUAAAAACCACCACCCAGUUUUCAAUUUUUUUUUUCCUUGCUUGGGAGGUCAAAUGUAUAUGUAAAAGUUUGGUAGAUAUGUAAAAGUUUGGUAGAUAUUUUACAUAAAAAAAAACAUGCAAAUGUAUAGCAUGAAUGUAGCUAGUGAAUUUAAAGAUUUAAAAAAUG